Molecule: messenger RNA, 1843 nt
Organism: Clupea harengus (Atlantic herring)
Lineage: Eukaryota; Metazoa; Chordata; Actinopteri; Clupeiformes; Clupeidae
Product: carboxypeptidase N subunit 2
Cellular component (GO): plasma membrane
Molecular function (GO): protein binding
Source: RefSeq, a predicted model, not a curated record
GCUAGCAAAUAUUUGUUGUGUGCGUAGUGUCUUUCCACUCUAAUUCAAAGAGAGGGAAUCACAUUUCUCCGCCUCUCAACGGUGCUGAACAUAACGAGCAAGGAUGAUACACUACUACAGAGUCGCUCUAUUUCUGUUACUUUUGCACUGUUGCCACAUCAGCAGCUGUCCUUCCCAGUGCCAGUGCUUCCUGGGGUCAAAGGUUAUGUGCUCUGAGGAGCGAAUGAACUUCCUGCCCACAAGCCUCUCCCCACAGGCGAGAGAGCUCAUAAUCAUAACCUCUGGCCUCACAAACAUAUACCCCAGCAGUUUCCAAGGAAGCCCUCAGCUAACUAAGCUGGCCAUAAUCAGCAACCCUCUGCAAUUCGUCUCCCCGCUGGCCUUCAGCGGUCUCACAGAGCUGGAGGAGCUGGAGCUCAGUGGAAACUAUCGUCUGGAGAGUGUGGAGCUCGGGACGUUUGAAAAACUUGGCAACCUAACGAGACUCCUCCUGAACAACAACAAACUGUUGAAACUAGAUAAAGGGCUGUUUGAUGAUCUACUAAAACUGGAAACUCUGGAGCUGAGGGGCAAUGCAUUUGUCUGGCUGCCCAUUCUCCUCUUUCGCAACCUUCAAAACCUCCAUUCUCUGGAUCUAUCGAUGAACAAGAUUGUAUCGGUGGAGGCCCCCCUGUUGAGUGACCUGACCCAGCUGCAGGCCCUAAAACUAGGCCACAACCAGAUAGGCACUCUUCCAUCUGACAUGUUUAAAUAUGUUCCAGGACUAAAGGAACUCAGUUUGCAGAGUAAUAGAAUCUCAAAACUGUCAGAGGGACUGUUUACCGCCCUGACCAAAUUGGAGGAGCUGAAUCUUCGAUAUAACCAAUUGACUGAUGUGAAGGCUGGCACAUUCCCCUCCAGUCUGAAGGAACUCAACCUCCAAGGAAACCAGCUCGCCUCACUGUCACUGGGUAGUUUACCUCUACUCACAGAUCUGGUGCUGUCAAAAAACAGCCUCGUGGAUCUUCCCAGCGACCUGCUCGGGAAUCUAACUUCAUUGGAACAACUGGAUCUAUCGGAGAACCAGCUCUCAUCUUUUCCCGCCACCCUUUUCUCAGGCCUCUCAAAACUCAUUUCCGUCUAUUUGCACAAGAACAACCUGACUUUUUUGGAGGCUGAUUUGUUCCAGGACCAGGUGGACAUGGAGCGUCUGACUUUGUCUGAGAAUCGACUGCAGAACCUUCCCCAUGGCUUCUUUGAUCCAUUUCUGGAAACGAGGAAUGUGAUUACUCUCCGUGGCAACCCGUGGAAUUGCGACUGCAACUUUACAUAUCUGUACACCUGGCUGGAGUUCGGAGGUUACCUGGUUGAGGAUCUAAGUCGGACCUACUGCAAAGGUCCUACUGCCCUGAGAGGACAAAGCUUGGUGUCGGUAGAGAGUGAUCAGCUGGUAUGCUCCUAUAACUCUAGCACAACUAAACCAGUUCCUGCAGAUUCACUCCAACCUCUUGACAAGGAAACCUUCCCACCAAAUCAAGCAAAUCAGUGCAUCCUACAGGAGAACAACGGUGUUUAUUCUGUCAAAUGCACAGUGACAAAAUGCUCCAGUCUUAAGAUUGAGGCCCAUAUUUAUGGUGCUGAUGGAAGCACAACAGACUAUGUUUUGAACAAAGAGUGGUCUGAAUCUUCCUGUGUAAAUGGCACCAUAACUCUCAAUGUUUGAAUGUUUUGUAGUUAUUUUCAGAAAAGGAGAAUACUGUUGCUCUCAGGAUGAGGUGAGGUGUAUAAAACCACGGUUGAAAUGAAGAGGUAAGAGUUUGUUGGUCCACAAACUAAAUAAAUGAAGACUUAGUCUGUCAAAUUA